Molecule: messenger RNA, 3843 nt
Organism: Diachasma alloeum
Lineage: Eukaryota; Metazoa; Arthropoda; Insecta; Hymenoptera; Braconidae
Product: transcription factor sox-2
Exons: 2
Coding region: 861-2108 (415 amino acids)
Biological process (GO): regulation of DNA-templated transcription; cell differentiation; anatomical structure morphogenesis
Molecular function (GO): RNA polymerase II cis-regulatory region sequence-specific DNA binding; DNA-binding transcription factor activity, RNA polymerase II-specific
Source: RefSeq, a predicted model, not a curated record
GGUACGCGAGUCAGUAGCACAUGAGCGCUCGUUCAGCGAGCAUCGUUAGUCGCACGCAAGCGGGAUUUGUAAAAUGUCACCCCGUGAACGAAUAUCGAGCGUGAGAGAAUUUCACUGAAUAUAAUAAUCCAAAUUUUUAAUUCAACCUGUCGAUAUUAAAUUGAACGUGCUGUGUGAAUUGUUUUAUUCUUCAUACGCUGAUUUUUUAUUUGAAAAUUGAUUCUGUUUUCUUUCGGACAAAAUUUUUGUCUCGCGUACAUUGAAGAACUUCUUUUCGCUUUGAUGAUAAAUUUCGUUCACUCCGUGGGAGAAUUACUUGUUGAUACGUGCACGAAGAGUGCCGAGAGUCCGUCAUUGUCGUUGUUAUUGGGGAGGAGAGAGAAUUUGAGAUCAAUUAUUGAAUUGAUUUGGAUAGAUACAGUGACUGAGUUUACAAGGACUCCCGACAUUGUCGUUGAAGAACGAGGAGAGUAAAUUUCUAUGCGAGAGGAGGGAGUGACCAGCGAGCAGUAGAAAAAAAAUCCCCGCGGCAACGACAACGAGAGAGCAAACGAGUGUCUUUUCUUCAGUCACGCGCGAGCUUCGAGCCGGCAAGGAGCUCUCAAAACACUGACAUUGUGUUAUUGAGAGGCAACAUUACACUGGGGCCGCAGGCGAGCUCCCCACGCAUAAUCGAGAAGAGCUCAUUUUUACAAACAUUGAUAUCUCAUUCGUUAAACUGAAGUGGUGAACUCUCGUUGAAGAAAUCAUAAAUAAACAGUGAGGAUUUCCCUGGGGACGGGGGGGAAUCAAAUAAUUGAAGUGUGGAAAUUUAUUCCUUGUGAUUUGAUCGACGUUAGUGAAGUGACUAGGCUCCUAAAAUGGUGCCACAACAGCAGGACAGUCCCACAAACUCCGGGAUGCCCCUGUUUGGAUCCCUCCUCGUGGAUAAAAAUUCAUCAACACCUUACUCAGACGCAACUCAGACCAAGAAGAAUAAUCCAAAUCACAUCAAAAGACCGAUGAAUGCAUUCAUGGUAUGGUCUCAGCUUGAGCGCAGAAAGAUCUGCGAGGUUCAGCCAGACAUGCACAAUGCUGAAAUAAGCAAACGCCUUGGACGUCGCUGGAAGACCCUGAAUGAGAUUGAGAGGAGGCCAUUCAUUGAGGAGGCUGAGAGACUGAGGAGAUUGCACAUGAUUGAGUAUCCCGACUACAAGUAUCGUCCGAGAAAAAAGACGACAAAACCAGCAACAACACCAAAAAUAAAAGAAGUCAAAAAGACAAAAAAAUCAUCACCAUCGUCAGCCUCAACAAGUCCAACGAUAACAACAGCCACAACAACAGUAUCUCCUAAAUCGAGAAAUGACUCGAAUAAUAACACACAGUCACCCGUUAAAAGGCUUCAGGCUCAUCCCACAACGAAUUCAGUAUCAAGGCUCAAGAUAAGAUUAGCACUUGACAAGAGGCCAUCACCGGUUGACUACACACCAGUACCACCAAUCGUCACUGCCAAAGUACCCAGUAGUCCAUCCUGCGAUACACCAGACUCCCCAGAAUCAGCGAGCUUUUACGAGGACAAUUUCUCGGAUUGUGUUACAACGAGUAUCGUGACAACAACCAGUGUACCCGGUGCAUCACCAGGUAUCAUCACCGGACACAAGAUAAAACAGGAGGCAUCAGACCUCGAUUAUCACGAAUUUACGAUGAGUGACAGGCUGUUAUCCUCGGUGCGUGGCUACUCGGAGAUGGAUGCGUUGACGAGAAACUUCCAGUGUCCGUCCAAUAACAAUUGCCAUCUUGAUAAUUUUAUGAUUGUCAAGGAGGAGCCCAUGGACAAUCCAACCCAGUCAACCAAUGUCAUGCUACCGAGCUUACAUUCUAUCAACAAUCAGGUCGUUAAAAUGGAGGAGCAAACAACUCUAACAGGAUCAGACGGCAGCUUAGCUGAUCUUGAUUCACUCACUGAUCUCUUUCACAUACCACCUGGCUUGGACAUUGAUAUGUCGAGUCUUGAUACAUUUGAAACGGCAAGCUCAAGCAGUGGUUCACACUUUGAAUUCACAUCGACACCAGAUGUCACUGAUAUGCUCUCAGACAUUGGUCUCAACAAUGAGUGGGGCAGCUUUUGAGACGACGACGAGGGUGUGGGUGAGGAGAAGCGGUAACGAUUCCAGUUGUCCUCGGGUACUCAGCAGUUCGAUGAUAAAUCACGACUAAUGAACUUCCGUGGGUCUCAUUCGGGAUACUUCCGAUUUUAUGGUGAUGAGGAAAGAGAUGAGAGAUGAGAGAGAGAAUAGAGUGUUCCAAGUCCAUUCACUGCCCUCCCCGUUGUACUCUCCCAUCGAGGUUUCUCUUCCGAAUUCUCGAUAACAGAGAAAUAGUUGAAAACAAAAAGAAAUAUAAAGUUGAGAAAUAAAUCUAGUGAUUAUCUCGAGAUAUAAUAUGGACUCGUAUUGAUUUUUCUUCUUCACUCGUGAGAGUUCUGUCAUCCUUGUAUAAUAGUUAUACCCUAUUUACUUCGAUUUCAGAGUAUAAAUAAAACGUUUUUGUAUAUGUAUUGUAGUAUACUAGUUUCAUAAGGAUACCAUUUUUGUACGAAAGGAAAAGUGGGAAAAGUGUUGGUGAAGUGCAGCGGCAGCCGGGGACAAGGCGAGUAUUGAAGUAUUUUGUUGAUAACAAAAUAGUUGACACUAAAAAGAAGUGAAGUUUGAUUGGUAGAUGCGCCUUGUCUUCGGGCCGCUUGGUAUUUGCCAGUCAUGUAUAUCCCUCUGUUGUGUAUAUCGGUAGAAGCAUAUUCAGUAAUAUAUAACACUCCUUAGAAAGCAAUCCUACGUUUUAAGUACUGAAAAGAUGUUGUUGCCGUUAUGGGCGGUGAGUUUUUUGUGCUGUACAACGCGUGUUGUACUUCAUUUUUUAAGUCAUAUUGAUGAUCGAAGCUGAUUGAUGAAACAAUAAUUGUUUUGAGUCAUUGGCGAUUGAGGGAAAAUUGAAUUUUCUGCGCAAAACGUGUAAUCCUUGAAAUGGUAAUAAUUCAGUGAACUAAAUGGAUUGAAGAGAUAAGUGUUAUUAAUUUAUACGUGAGACAAUUCGUUUUCUUUUCUUGUUUUUGAAGGUGAAUAAAAUUAUUAGCAAUUGAAAGAACCAUAAUUUUGAAUUGUCAUUUUUCUUUUCAGUAUCAGAGCAAUGAUUACAACUGGCUUAACUUGCUUUCCUUAUUCCAUUUGAUUACUGAAUUUUCAUGAUUAUGAUAAGGAUGAUAAGCGUUUAAUGAGUAAUGGUUAUCAUAGGGAAAUUAUUCGAUGAAACUGUCGACAAUUUGUUUUCAUUUAUCGCUGUCGAGAGGAGAUUAUCCUCUCUAGUUUCUAUCGAUCGAACUUCGGAUUUUUCUUUAUGAUUUUUUAGAAUUGUUUUCAAGCGUCGGAAUUAUGAUUUUGAUUUUUUUUAAUUCUCUAUUCAAGAGAGCGUGGAGUGAGUAUCCGGCUGACGAAACUAUAUUAUCAAACUUUGAUCUCAUGUCCUUUACAUUUACUUAAAUAAUUAAUUAAUUAAUUAAUUAAUACUUUAUUCGUUAUCACUUAUCACACUAAUACCAGCCUCCCACUACCAUUUCCUUAUUAUCUAAGUGUAAUGAUUAUUAUUAUCUAUUUACUUUUUUUUUUUCCUUUCUCUUCAAUUCCUGCGCGUUUCGUUGACUUUUUUUUAGUUCUCAUUUGCAGUCAGAUGUCGCACAUCACACGGAAAUUAAUUUCUCUUAUCUGAACUAUUGGACUCGUGAGAGCAUCGAUGAUUAAAUAAUAGGGAAAACAAACGAGAGAAUAAGAGAGUGGAGGUUUCAACAAAGUGGAGGCAACCCUUAAGAACAAC